GUAACAGAUGACUAGAUUGUCCUAGGAACAUAUCUUCUGCGUCGAUCUCACUUGUAACUCGUUCUCUCUGUAGAUUCUUUUGAGCUCGUACUUUUGAACUCUCCUGUGUGCUUACUAGACCGCUUUAAUCGGACGCUGUGGCUACUUGCAGAGGAACUGAUCGAUGACGAUCACAUAUUCUUUACCUUCACAAUGGUUCGAUAUCUUCUAGGCGACCGGCCUAUAUCAAUUGAGCUUCCGGAUAUCACACAGAAGGAGUUGGACUUCAGCGAUGCCUCUUUCUUCACUGCAAACCCGGAAGGGCGCCUGCCUACAACAGCCGAGGUGAGAGCAUUGUCCAAGGACAUCGAUUUAGAUUCCAAGCCCGUCCCCAUAAAAUACGUGGACCUCGGCCUGAUUGUUAAACUUGGGCCCCAUACCACAUUCACUGAAGCACUGAAUCUUUGAAUGAUCAAAACCGUUUUCGGUGAUGAAAUACCGGUUCCUGAAGUCUUCGGCUGGCGAGUGGAUGACGAAGGGUACGUUUUCAUAUACAUGGAGCUCAUCAAGGGGCCUACUCUGGGGGAGUGUUGGGACCAGCUUAGCAUGGAAGAGAAAGGCGACAUGAAACAUCAAUUAUCUCAGACCAUGGAGAAAUUACGCGAUCUUGCUCAGGAUCUAUCGGACAGGUUCAUAGGAUCGAUCGACCGCGGACAUUUGUUAGACUUAUGUCUUCAUUAGUCAACCACAAAGUGCCCCUUUCCCCAGCAUCAAAGCAUUCAAUGACUGGUUUGCUCUUCUACACCAAUUACCGUUUGAGCACAGAUACGACGACCCCAACCGACGUUUGCUGCCAGAUGACGGAGACAUCAAGUUCACACAUUGUGAUCUAAAUCGGGUCAACAUGAUCGUUGUAUCUCGUAGUCCUGCUCGGCUUGUGCUUGUGGACUGGGAACAGGCGGGUUGGUACCCAGAAUACUGGGAAGAUUGCAAGGCUCUUUACACCUGCUGGUUUGGAAAUGAGUGGCAUUUGUGGAAACUACUAGGUAGUAAGUUAGUAACGUUACUUACUUACUGUAUGAGCU
Molecule: messenger RNA, 1064 nt
Organism: Aspergillus brunneoviolaceus CBS 621.78
Lineage: Eukaryota; Fungi; Ascomycota; Eurotiomycetes; Eurotiales; Aspergillaceae
Exons: 2
Coding region: 448-720 (90 amino acids)
Source: RefSeq, a predicted model, not a curated record